Messenger RNA from Malaclemys terrapin pileata, 4463 nucleotides. It is a transcript of the gene ZPR1, whose product is annotated as ZPR1 zinc finger. The transcript is spliced from 14 exons. Gene Ontology annotation, molecular function: zinc ion binding. Gene Ontology annotation, cellular component: nucleus; cytoplasm. Bases 2664 to 4001 code for a protein of 445 amino acids. The record is from RefSeq and is a predicted model, not a curated record. NCBI's taxonomy places the organism in Eukaryota, Metazoa, Chordata, Testudines, Emydidae.
GCACUGUUGGCUAAGGACACUUGUGGCCAUGACUUGGACAACUAUAACAUGCCAUCAACAUGGCUUCUCGUGCCACAUAAGUACAGCUCUUUUGUCUAGCUGCAGUGCUAGUCCAGAGUUCUCAAAUCUGACGGGCGUUCAGCCAGCCCCUCCCUCACUGCCCGGCAGGCCCCUGCGGCUGAAAAAACACGGCAACCUGCUCUCUCUUAGAAAGAUAAAGCCACAAAGUCACCUUCUGUCAGAAGGAUACAAUUUUGUGACUCCGUAUUGAAUCAUGCCAUUUUACUAAAAUAAUUCCACAAACUAGCAUUGCUGUGGUCUUUUGAAAGCCAAAUGGGCAGAGUGCUUAUCUCAGCAGCAGGAAAGAGGGAAUAAGUACCAUACCUGUAAUUACCUAUAGCAGUGAUUCUCAAACUUCAGUGCACCAUGACCCACCCCCGCCUUCUGACAACAAAAAUUACUACACAACCCCAGGAGGGGGGGACCGAAGCCUGAGCGCACCACCCCGGGCUGGGGGUGUGGGGAGCAAAGCUGAAGCCCAAGGACUUCUGCCCUGGGCAGGAGGCAUGUAACCUUAGUCCCCCUUCCCAGGGCCAAAGCUUUGGCCCUGGGUGGUGGGGCUUGGGUUUGGGCUUCAGCCCUGGGUGGUGGGGCUUGGGCUUGGGCUUUGGCUUGGCCCUAGUCCCCAGCAAAUCUAACACCAGCUUUGGCCCCGACCCACAGUUUGAGAACCUCUGACCUGUAGCAUACACUAUAUAUAUAUAUAUGGCCCAGUUUUAUAAACCUUACUCACAUUGACUUCAGUGAGACUACUCAGGUGAGUAAGUACUAGUCAAUGGGAGUAAAAGGUCCAGCAUCUGGUCCAUACUGUAUGUCUUUGGAUUAAUACAGAGUUGAAAUGUUGAAUUCUUUUUAAACUCUUGAAGCUGGACUUCUGGACUUUAACAAUCUUCUCUGUGUUACUAGAGUGAAUAGUACAUGCUGCUAGUGUACUGCACCCUACUUAGGUUACUCUGCAGGGUUAACACUUUCCUUGCACAUUCUGUGUAUAUAUAAAAUAUCCCUCUCUAUAAUCACAGCAUUUUUUAUGGAACAGUCGAUGGGAAUUCAGGUGUUUGGAUGUUGUAAGCCACUGCCACUACGGUAUUGAUAUGCCAUUUGCUAUACCAGUUUUAUGGUUUCUUCCCCUGCAAUUUAACUGUCAAAUCUGCUUCAAUAAAGUUACAUGUUGUUAGAUUUCUUUGGAGUUGGUUUUUCCUUUUUUUUUCUGUUGAAAUUGCACAAUAAAUACAUUAUCACAAUGUGUAGACUUUUAAAGGCUAUGUAGGAGCCACAUUGCUUUGUCUCGCUCCACAACUUUGUACUCAUAUAUCUGGGUUUCAAAACCCAGCUCAGCAUCUUGGCAUUCAGUAUAACACAAGAACAUAAGAAUGGCCAUAUUGGUCCAUCUAGCCCAGUCUCCUGUAUUCUGACAGUAGCCAGUACCAGAUGGUUCAGACGGAAUGAACAGAACAGGGCAAUUUACUGAUGAGCCAUCUCCAGGUGUCCAGUCCCAGCUUGUGGCAGUCAAAGAUUUACGGACACCUGGAGCAUGGGGUUGUGUCCCUGAUGGGCCAUUGAUGGACCUAUUCUCCAUGAAUUUAUCUCAUUCUUUUUUUAAUCCAGUUAUACAUUUGGUCUUUACAAUGUCUCCCGGCAAUGAGUUCUGUAGGUUUACUGUGAGUUGUGUGAAGCAAUUCCCCAUCUUUGUUUUAAACCUGCUGCCUAUUAAUUUCAUUGGGUGAUUCCUGGUUCUAGUGUUAUGAGAAAAUAACACUUCCUUAUUCACUUUCUCCACACCAUUCAUGAUUUUAUAGACCUCUAUCAUAUCCUCCCUUAGUUGUCUCAUUUGUAAAAUGAACAGACCUAGUCUUUUUAAUCUCUCUUUAUAGGGAAGCUAUUCCAUACUCCUAAGCAUUUUUGUUGGCUAUUGCUGUACUUUUUCUGAUUCAAAUAUAACUUUUUUGAGAUGGGGGCUGCGUGCGGUAUUCAAAAUGUGGAUAUUCUGGGGAUUUAUACAGUUCUAGUGUGAUAUUUUCCAUCUUACUAGCUAUCCCUUAAUGGUUGCUAGCAUUCUGUUAACUUUUUUGACCGCUGGUCCACACUGAACUGAUGUUGUCCUAAUUUAGACCCCCAUCAAUUUUCUAUGUAUGGUUGGGAUUAUGUUUUCCAAUGUGCAUUGCUUUGCAUUUAGCAACGCUGAUUUUCAGCUGCCAUCUUGUUGCCCUGUCAUCCAGUUUGGUGAGAUCCCCUGGUAACUCUCUGCAGUCAGCUUUGCGCUUAACGAUCUUGAAUAAUUUUGUAGCGUCUGCAAACUUUGCCCCCUGACUGUCCACCCCUCUUCCCAAAUCCUUGCUAGGAACAGGUUGGUGAGGUGUGCGCGCCCUCAGCCUCCUGCCAUCCCCUGUGCCAGGCUGAGGCCUACGCCCAACCCUGAAGCCUGUGUGGGAGUAGCUCUGCGUCACGUGACGUAGCGGAGGCGCUCCUCCCGCCCACACGAGGCCCGCGGAGCGCUCCGGCUCCCCCUCCGCCCCGCCCAAUCGCUUUACAAAGGGGGCGUGGCCCGCUCAGGAAGUUCCGGGUCAGAGGGUGGCCGGGAGGCGGAAGCGGAAGCAGAGAGCAGCAUGUCGGCGAUCAGGGAGCUGGAGUCCGUGCGGGGCGGCCCCUUGUUCCGGCCCCUCAGCGCCGAGGACGAGGAGCAGCAGCCGGACGAGAUCGAGUCCCUCUGCAUGAGCUGCUACCGCAACGGGGUGACUCGGCUGCUGCUCACCAAGAUCCCCUUCUUCAAAGAGAUCAUCGUCAGCUCCUUUACCUGCGGCAGCUGCGCAUGGUCCAACACCGAGAUCCAGUCGGUGGGGCGGAUCCAGGAGCAGGGGGUGCGCUACACCCUCGCGGCUACUGCGCGGCAGGAUAUGAAUAGGGAAGUGGUGAAGACAGAUUGUGCCACGGCUAGAAUCCCAGAGCUAGACUUUGAAAUUCCUGCGUUUUCUCAGAAAGGAGCUCUUACCACUAUCGAGGGAAUAAUUGACAGAGCUGUCGCUGGCCUGGAACAGGAUCAGCCAGUCCGCAGGGCAGCAGACAAAGAUGUGGCAGGAAAAAUAGAUGAGUUUAUUGGCAAACUCAAGCAGCUGAAGGAAGUGGAUUCUUCUUUCACCUUUAUCAUAGACGACCCCUCAGGUAACAGCUUUGUGGAGAAUCCUCGUGCGCCGCAGAAAGAUGACGCUCUUGUGGUUACUCAUUACAGGAGGACUGCCCAACAGGAUGCUAUGCUUGGACUUGAGGUGGAGGAGACUGAUGAGAACCCAGCUGACUCUGUGGAAGAUCUGAGGAAUGAAGUGUUACAAUUCAACACAAACUGUCCUGAGUGUAACGCCCCAGCCAACACUAACAUGAAGCUAGUGCAAAUUCCACACUUCAAGGAAGUGAUCAUCAUGGCUACAAACUGCGAGGCCUGUGGGCACAGGACAAAUGAGGUUAAAUCUGGAGGAGCAAUAGAACCGCUGGGUACCAGGAUCACCCUUCGUGUUACAGACCCUUCAGACAUGACGAGAGAUCUACUAAAGUCAGAGACGUGUAGUGUGGAAAUUCCAGAGCUGGAAUUCGAGCUUGGCAUGGGAGCGCUGGGGGGAAAAUUCACUACUCUGGAGGGGCUGCUGAAAGAUAUCCGAAAUCUGGUUGUGAAAAACCCCUUCACUCUGGGGGACAGCUCCACUCCAAGCAGAGUGGAGAAGCUCCAAGAGUUUGGCAGAAAGGUAUAUCAGAUUAUGGAGGGUCACAUGGAGGCUCACUUCAUUCUGGAUGAUCCUGCAGGGAACAGCUACCUUCAGAACGUCUAUGCUCCAGAAGAAGAUCCAGAGCUAAAAGUGGAGCACUACGAGCGUACGUUUGCACAGAAUGAGGAUCUGGGCCUCAAUGACAUGCGAACUGAGGGCUAUGAAACUGGGCUGACCUCUGAGCGGUAGCAGCACACGGAGGGACAGAAAAGCCAAACUCUUUUCACUAAGUUAUUACUAAUUACAAUAGGGCUAAGGAGCUGCCCUGUCUUGCACUGGCAGCAAGCUUUUUCCUUUUGUUGGACAGCUGGAGGGUACACCUGCUUAACUUACUUUUUGGAAGUUGGCAGGUGGGCAGCCUUUAAGGUCAAAAGUUCUGAGUCUGUUAAUUGUUUUGGAGGUUUAUACUUGUAUAAAGAAAAAUGUAAACAACCUGUUUGCCUGGGUUUCAGUUGUGUUCUUUGUCUCCCUGCACACCUGUAAAUGCAUCAACUGGGAUCAGUCGAGCCCCUCCUUGAGCAGCUGUUGGCUCUGCAGCUAGUGGCUCCAGACUGAUGGUACACUUCUACUUUGAAAUGAAAACCACUCUCACUGUCUGUCUCUGUAAUCUGUUCCCAUGUAAAGUAUUAAACCAAGUGUUGCUUUUGCAUA